AUGCGGGCGCACGAUGGCAUGCGCUAUCGCAACACGCGCCCCGACAGCGUAUCGAAGCGGGUCCCUGGUGAUGGCUUUCUUCGUGCGGCGUCGCUCAAGGUCAAGACCCUCUCGUCCCCUUCCGUGGCGGCGGCACCGACAACUCGACGCAAGUCGUCCGCGCACACACCACCGCUCGCGUCGCCGCGCAACAUUCGAGACACCAU
Molecule: messenger RNA, 206 nt
Organism: Saprolegnia parasitica CBS 223.65
Lineage: Eukaryota; Oomycota; Saprolegniomycetes; Saprolegniales; Saprolegniaceae
Exons: 1
Source: RefSeq, a predicted model, not a curated record